Messenger RNA from Benincasa hispida (wax gourd), 1426 nucleotides. RefSeq names its product pfkB-like carbohydrate kinase family protein. Lineage: Eukaryota; Viridiplantae; Streptophyta; Magnoliopsida; Cucurbitales; Cucurbitaceae. The record is from RefSeq and is a predicted model, not a curated record.
AAUGGCUGAGAGAUUCCCUUCCCCAUUGAGCCCUUCUAUAAAGAAGGGCAGAGAAAAGGGGGCCUUAAGCCACGAAAAUGGGAGCCGAGCCUUUGCUUCACACUGCCAAUGAUUCUGAAGCCGCCCCUCUUAUUCUUGGACUUCAACCUGCUGCCCUCAUCGACCAUGUUUCCCGUGUCGAUUCUUCUCUUCUUAACCGAAUUCCCGGCGACCGCGGUGGCUCAAUGCCGGUGGGUAUGGAAGAGCUUGAGAAUAUACUGAGGGAGGUGAAAUCCUAUACACUUUCCACGCCUGAUGAUGAUCUGACUCCGGUUAAGACAAUAGCUGGAGGAAGUGUUGCCAACACAAUUCGAGGAUUGAGUGCAGGGUUUGGAGUCAGCUGUGGAAUUAUUGGCGCCUAUGGGGAUGAUGAGCAAGGAAAAUUGUUUGUCUCUAACAUGAGCUCCAAUGGGGUCAAUCUCUCAAGAUUGAGGAUGAUUAAAGGUCCCACAGCUCAGUGUGUUUGCCUGGUUGAUGCAUUGGGCAAUCGCACAAUGCGACCCUGUCUCUCAAGUGCAGUUAAAGUUCAGGGCAAUGAACUGACUAGAGAUGACUUUAAGGGCUCUAAGUGGCUUGUAAUGAGAUAUAGUAUAUUUAACAUGGAGGUUAUUGAAGCGGCUGUAAAGAUGGCCAAACAAGAGAAAGUUUUUGUGUCCUUAGAUUUGGCCAGUUUUGAGAUGGUUCGAGAUUUUAGAUUACCUCUUCUCCAGCUACUGGAAUCCGGGGAUAUUGACCUUUGCUUUGCCAAUGAAGACGAAGCAAAAGAGUUGAUAGGGGGUGAGACAGACGCUGAUCCUGAAGUUGCGCUAGAAUUUCUUGCAAAGCACUGUCAAUGGGCUGUCGUGACAUUAGGUGCCAAUGGCUGUAUCGCUAAGCAUGGAAAAGAGAUUGUCCGAGUUCCAGCAAUAGGGGAAUCAAAGGCGACAGAUGCCACUGGAGCAGGCGACUUGUUUGCAAGCGGGUUUUUGUACGGCUUAGUGAAAGGGUUGUCUCUGGAGAAAUGCUGUCAACUUGGAUCGUGCAGCGGCGGUUCUGUCAUCCGUGCCCUUGGGGGUGAGGUUACCCCAGAAAAUUGGCAAUGGAUGCACAAGCAUUUGCAGAUCAAGGGGCUUCCUCUCCCUGAGAUCCCUCAAUGAUCAAUCAUUUUUCUCAUGUCAUUGUUGCCCCAUCUAUUUUCAUUGCCAUCAAUUUUCUCUUUUUAACAAGCAUCUCUUUCUUCAACCCUGGGGGAUGGCUGGACUUUCUUUCAAAUUUCUGGGAAAAGAAAAAGGGCUAAGUUAUUUGAAGUUAGCUGGAGGAGCUCUUUGAUAAUCUCAGGCUUAUGUCUCCAUCAACAAUAUGUAAAAAGUUAUUUUUCAUUAAUGUGAUUUCAUCUAUUUUCAGCCUA